AUGAAAUGCAAGAUAAAAUAUAGCGAGCAAGUAUACGACGCCUGUAUGGAGGCUUUUGACUGUUUACCACUGGCGGCCCUGAUGAACCAACAAUUCCUCUGUGUCCAUGGUGGCCUGUCUCCCGAGAUCCAUUCGCUCGAUGACAUACGCAGAGUAAGUCUCAUAUGA
Molecule: messenger RNA, 168 nt
Organism: Protopolystoma xenopodis
Lineage: Eukaryota; Metazoa; Platyhelminthes; Monogenea; Polystomatidea; Polystomatidae
Source: the annotation of a GenBank genome assembly